Molecule: messenger RNA, 339 nt
Organism: Moneuplotes crassus
Lineage: Eukaryota; Ciliophora; Spirotrichea; Euplotida; Euplotidae
Source: the annotation of a GenBank genome assembly
AUGGAAAGUGAGACACCAGUGACCAAAAGUUUCCAUAAUGUAUACAAUUCUGGAGGAAGCUUAAAAUACAAGCACUGAUACGUCACAUUUACAGUUAAUCAAGAACAGAUUGAAGAAGGCCAUAACGAAUUUGAAGAAAAGAUGAAGGAAUUCAUCAAGAAAAAUAAAGGAAAGAUCCUUCACAUUAACAAGCAUAAGAGGGAAGAGACUAUGAUCUACUACAGAUGAUACUUUGCUGUUAACAGGAAGGACUUUCCAGAAUGGAAGGAAUACACUGAAUCUAUUAUCACGACUAUUAUGAAGCCACGUUCAAUGCCUAGUUUCAUCGAAUUCAAUUAG